AUGAUGGAUUUCCCUGACCAUAUAAUAGACGAUAUUAUAUUCUUUUGUAAGCCAGAUGCACUUGUCUCGCUUGCUAAAACCUGUCGAUAUUUCAGAUACAAGGUGAACAAAAACAUCUAUCGAAAUAUCAUCAUUGAAAAUAACUCUGGUAUGACUUCAACUUCAAAGAAAACCAUAAUAGGACCGCAGCAGUUCUCAAAGCUUCCAAAGUGCUUAAACAGCUACAAUUUCCAGUUUGUGCAAAGUCUUUGUAUCAAUGCUCCAGUUGAUGAUUUCUUUGCACUUUACGAGAAGAUAUUGAAGUUAUGGGACUCUUGUCCUGAUCAUUGCAUUCGAUUUAAUGCUGCUAAUGCAAACGUAUAUCUGUUUCCCAGAUUCAUCAGUCAAGACUCCGUCCAUUAUACUGAAUUGGAAGAUUCGGAGUUGGUUGUUACCGAAAGACAUAAGAAGAUGAAUAACCUAAUCAAUUGGAACAUUGGUGAUGUCACUGAAUUGAAGUAUAUGCCAUUCAAUCCUAAUCUUAAGGAGUUAGAAUUGAACUCUAAAGCGUCUUCAUUAAGUCCAUCCACUUUAAAUGAGCGUUGUUUAAAGAAUAUCAACCAAAUUGAUACUUUAAUCCUUUCACUGAACGAUGAUAUCAAUUCGUUAUUCAAUUUGAAGCUCGAGAGGCCUUUAACUAACUUGAAGAGUCUUUCCUUGACUAAUGUUCAUUCCUUAAAGAAACAUCUGAUUCUCACUACAUAUAAAUUGGCAUCGUUCGUUGAUAUUAGUCAAUUAGAACAUUUGAAGCUCAAUGUUUCAUGUUCCAAUCAUUGUCAUUGUAUCGCUCAUUUACUAUCUGAUAUCGCUUCACAUGCCAUUAACUUGAAAACGUUAAGCAUAUCAAGUAAUGUGAAGGACCUGGAAUCUUUUCGGCUCAUAGCAUCAUCGUUAAGACAUUUGAAAGCUUUGGAAAGUCUAGAACUUUGUCUUGAUGAGUUGGGCUUACAGAAGGAUCACAGGUUCAACUUUAAGAUGUUGGCAACUAGCUUAUCUUCGUUAGAUGACUUGAAACGGGUGGAGAUUGGUGACAUCCAUCAUUAUACAGUACCUGGGUCGCUAUGCAUUGGUGCUGUUCCCGUAAUAGUAAAGUAA
Messenger RNA from Lizanozyma spartinae, 1134 nucleotides. RefSeq lists its product as uncharacterized. Bases 1 to 1134 code for a protein of 377 amino acids. The transcript has a single exon. Lineage: Eukaryota; Fungi; Ascomycota; Pichiomycetes; Serinales; Debaryomycetaceae. Gene Ontology annotation, molecular function: protein binding. The record is from RefSeq and is a predicted model, not a curated record.